AUGCUCAACCUACUUUCGGAUGAAAUCCUACUUAUGAUCCUCAGGUAUUUAAGUGUUGAAGAUUUGAAUACUUGCAAAUGUUUAUCUCUACGAUUUGCCAAUAUCACUGAAGAUACUUGCUUGUACAGAUCAGUCACAUUUACAAGAUGCUAUCGACUCUCAACCAACUUUAUCGUUGCUUACCUUAACAAGUAUUGCCAUUUGCUACGUUGUAUUGAUUUAUCACAGUGCUACUGGCUCAAGAGCACCAACUUAAUACCUGCCAUAUGUAAGUGCAAAAAGGCCACUCAACUCAACCUCGCCGGUUGCAAAAUUAGCUCUUCAGCGAUGAUCAAGAUAUUAGAAAAUAUACCACAUUUAGACGAAUUAAGCUGGUCCAUAUCCCUAGAUGUAUUCAAAAAUACUAGUGCACAGACUCUGCUACGUGAUAAAUUUGCCCAGAUAAACUAUCUUUCUCUUGAACUGCACUUUGGUGUUGCUAGUGCUGAACAAUUCCUAUUUGAAAACUCGUGUAUUCAUUCAUUCCUAAGGCAAUGGCAAUGCUGUAUCUAUUUUAAAUAUACAAGUGAAGACGGCUUCUGCUUUGAUCUACAAGCUCCAUUCUUCGAUAACUUAAUCACAAUAACUGAGCGUUAUCAUCGUGAAUCCUUUCGUUAUUAUCUUUGGCCAAUGUUGUCUCUUAAUAAUUCUAUCGAUUUACCCGAAACCAACAAAAUUCAACAAUUCAAUGUUGACAGGAUAUUAUCCACAAAGCCUAAAAGACUCUUAGACGCGAUAAACAAACGGAACCUCAAAGCUCUCAAUCUUUCCUUCAUACCCACCCUAACAAGCCAAGAGCUUGCCCAUGCUAUUGCCAACUGUAGAAAUUUGGUUAAGCUAGAUUUAUCCGGCCUAACUUCAGUAUUGCAAGAUAAACAAUUUCAGGGUUUAGAAGCUGUAGUACACAAUUGCCAGUUAUUAAAAGAACUUGAAAUUAGUCACACUUGUGUUUCAUGUGAUAACUUUAGCACUUUAUGUCACAUCCUAUCUAAAGCUAUCACUUUAGAAAAGUUAACAAUACCUGCUUGCCUUAUGGUGGAUAAAAAUAUUAUCAAAGGUAGAAGAAAUUCUAAUAAUGAUAUAUUAUCGCCGCAGCGCCGUAUUAGCGUUAUAGAGCAAAGUAAAACUGAAUGCCAGUCUGACCAAAACAAGAACGUAGAUAGAGAUCAAGUCGAUUUUACACUACUAACGAAGCAUUGCCCUAAAAUUAAAACAUUUUCAAACUCUUCACAUUAUUAUCAGUCAAACCUAUCAACUAAACUAUCAAAUCACUCUCAAUAUUCUAUAACAGAACUUCCUGUAAGCUGCUCACUAUCAAAAUAUCUCAUUAGCGAAGAAAUAUUAUCUGCUAUUGGAAACUGGAAGUGUUUAGAAUCCCUAUCUCUCGUUGGUUUACUGAAUGUAACGCAUCUUUCUUGCCUCAGUACCAUAACAGAAUCGUGUAAAAAUUUAAAACGCCUUAGCCUAGCUUAUAUUGGCCUUUCAGGUCAUUCAGGAGCCUUACUACAUUUACCUAAAGCUAUUCGAAAUUGCCACAAUUUAUUAGAAUUUCGCUUUGAUAAUCCGCAAGUAGCCACUUUUAAUAAACUCUUUGACAAAUGCAAACAUCUGACUGUCUUGCAAGUACUACACGAUACUACCAUCGCUCAAAGCAAGCAGACACGAAAUGAGCUUAUGAAAAAAUGGCUCCCUCAACGUCCAGCUUUAGUCAUUGCCCUUGGCAAGUCUCUCUAUGAAUUACAGCAAGAUACACCUCAGUUCCACUUAGAUUCUAUAACUCUACCUACAUAA
Messenger RNA from Trichoplax adhaerens, 1830 nucleotides. RefSeq lists its product as uncharacterized. The record is from RefSeq and is a predicted model, not a curated record. Gene Ontology annotation, cellular component: SCF ubiquitin ligase complex. Gene Ontology annotation, molecular function: protein binding. The transcript has 9 exons. NCBI's taxonomy places the organism in Eukaryota, Metazoa, Placozoa, Uniplacotomia, Trichoplacea, Trichoplacidae. Gene Ontology annotation, biological process: SCF-dependent proteasomal ubiquitin-dependent protein catabolic process. Bases 1 to 1830 code for a protein of 609 amino acids.